Molecule: messenger RNA, 1932 nt
Organism: Acipenser ruthenus (sterlet)
Lineage: Eukaryota; Metazoa; Chordata; Actinopteri; Acipenseriformes; Acipenseridae
Product: coiled-coil domain-containing protein 127-like
Exons: 4
Coding region: 266-1054 (262 amino acids)
Source: RefSeq, a predicted model, not a curated record
GGUGCGUUCCUAAACUCAGUCUCAGAGUCUCAGAGUGUACUCUGACCGUUUGUAAACUCCUGGAGUGCUCUGUGGAGAUGAAUUUCGGAGUGCUCGGAACACACUCUGGCCGGUCCAGCUUCAGAGCUGGAUUGUCACAGCGUUCACUUUCAAAAUGGCUAAUGGCUCGCUGUGGUGGAUGCGGAACUACAGAAAUGGUGUCCGGCUGGUUUGCAACAAUUGGAAAAUAAGAUAGGCACUGUAUAGUACAGCCCAGUGUGGCUCCAUGAACAACCUCAACGAUCCUCCAGGCUCGAACAUCCGGCCUGACCAGAGGGGAGGUGGUGAUGGAAACAAAUGGAAUUAUGCCUUGCUUGUGCCAAUGCUAGGUCUGGCAGCAUUUAAGUGGAUUUGGACAAGAGAGUCUCAAAAAGAGAUACAGGAAGUAAAAGCAAUAUAUGAAAAGGAGAUGAAAUCCAUACAGAAAGAUCUAGACAUGAAAUACCGGGAUAUUGUCACAGAGAACCGGCGAGCUGUGGCUCACCUUGAGCUGGAAUUGGAAAAGCAGCACAGCAGGGUGCAGGGUUACCGGAACGCUCUUAUAUCACAGAGCCGCAAGCUUCUAGAGGAGCAAAAACUGUUGCAGCAAGAGCGCGAGAAGAUUGAGAAGGAAAAGCGGCAGCUACUACAUUCAGGGGCUGCUGCUGCCUUGUUCCGUAGCAUUUUGGAAAAGGAAAGUGAUUGGCAAAAUAAAGCCACGUUUGUACUAAAACACUUUGAGGAAGCAUUAGUUGAAAGGCAGAGUGCUUUUUGUAGCGUUCUUCUUCCCCGAGACAGGCGACUGGAGAUGGAGAAGAAUUUGCUCAUUAAAGCCGCCACAGACCCAGUCGCUGUGGAAUUGAAAAUGGAAGCUGAUCUUAAAACCAUUUUCAAACAUGACAGAUACUGUGCUGGCCUAUUAAACACAGACAAACACAAAAACGGAAGGUUGAUGUGGCUUUUUCUCAAACAGUGGGAGCUACAGGUUGAACUACAGAAGUUUAAGAGAGCAGAAAGGUCACUGUUGGAAACGUAAUCAAACUCCAAGUGACCUUGUAACUUGAAACACCAGUAGAUACCCCAUACAUGUUUUUUGUAUGAUUUAUCCUAGGUGUGAACCUAUCGUAGAUAUUAGUAUCACUUAAGACAAUGCAGGGAUUGUUCAUUUAGGCUUAAAAUCAUGUUUUGUAGUUGGUGGUGGUGUUUUUUGUUUUGUUUUGUUUUUUCAAAUAAAAAAAAAUAUAUAAUAAAUCAUGUAAACAUAAAAAGUUUAAAUCUGAGAAAACAGAUUUAACUGAAACCAUAAAUAAAGACUAACAUAACGGCUAACUUUAAAGACAGACCUAAACUAAGAGAAAAUACAAAGUGAAUGAAUGUCAGACAUCAAAAAAGGAACCUAAAGCAUAUUGCUUUAGAUACAAAACAAAACCUGGAAAUUGUCAGUACCAAGAAAGGGAGAGUAAAACUUUGAACAUUAAAAGAGUGCAGAUCAUAUAAAAUAAUAUAAAACCCAUAUUUCAUGCCUGUAUUUAAUAACUCAUUCCAGAUCAUUUAAUAUGUUUAAGUGCACCUUUCCUUUGUUUGUCUGGUUUAAAACAUUUCCGUAAGUAUUCGGAAGACAGGCAGCAAAAUAAUAAAUGUAUUUUCAGAUACAUUAAAACACAGGACUAAAUUACUUCUGACUGGCACUUUUUCUUCCUUGGUCAACACCAGCAGAAUUAUUUUGCUGCUUCUCUUUGCUUGGAAAGUAAACAAAUAAAAUCACAUCUUAACUCACUUUGUGUUAUGUAGGUACUGAUUUCUGAUGUAUGUUGUUUGCCAACUAGAUGUACAGUACUUGCCAAAAAAUGUUACAUAUACGUGCCAUCUGUAAAUAAACAAAUAACGGAAAAUAAAAUAAAUAACAGAAAAUAA